CGGCCGUCCUGCGGCAGCCGGGGCACCUGGCUGCGGCGUGCAGCUCGGCUUGGAGGCAAUGCGGGAGGAGGAAACGAGCCGCCGAGCCGCCCACCAGCCCUCGGAGAGGAGACCGCACUGCUGACUCCCCCCUUUGCCGGCUCUCUCUCCCCGCAGCGCCGCAGCCGGCUGCCCCGGCAGACGAUGUCCCUCAGAGCCACCCUCCUGCUCGCCCUCCUGGCCACCCUGCCAGUGUCGCCGGCCGAGCUGGCCCGGAGCGGCUUCUGGGAGUACCUCAGCCAGCUGACGAGCGACAAGGAGAGCCCGGAGCACGGCGCCAAGCCCGGCCGGGACAUCACAAACCUCAAGGAAAGCAUCCGGGAUGGAGUCAACUACAUGGGAAACUUCCUGGAGAAACUGGCGCCGCUCAGCAGGGGCCUCCAGCCCCGGCUCUACCAGGACUCGGACGGCCUGCGCAAGCUCCUCAGGAAGGAGCUGGAGAGCCUGCGGGUGAAGCUGUCCCCCUACGUGGAUGAAGUGCACCACAAAGUGGGCAAGCACCUGGAGGACCUCCGCUUCCAGCUCCAGCCGUUCACCGAAGAGCUCCUGGACCAGGUGUCCCUGAAGGCGCGGGAGCUUCAGCGUCACCUCCUUCCCGGCCGAGACGCGACGGCUCAGCUCCUGGACGGCGUGGACGAAGUGCAGAAGUUCAUGGCUCACUACGCCGAUAAAAUAGCCUUUCACACCGACCAGGUGAAGGACAUUUUCCACCCGUACGCUGACAGGCUGCUCACCGAGAUCCACCGCAGCGUGGAGGAGCUGCACAGGAACGUCAUCCCUCACAGCCAGGCCAGCCCGGAGAAACUCAACCAGUACAUCCAGGAGCUGUCCGCGAAGCUCACCCAGAACGCCGGAGACCUCCACCAGAAGAUGCAGAGGAACCUGGAGCAGCUCAAGGUGAAGCUCAGCCUUUACCCCGGCAGCCUGCGGGAGCGGCUGGCCGGCGCGGCCGCCGGGUCUCCGGUGCCGGCGGACCACUACGCGGAGGAGCUGGCGCGGGAGGUGCAGCGGCAGGUGGAGGAGUUCAGGAGGGACACCUACCUCCAGAUCGAGGACUUCACCCGGGUCAUCGACCGGGAGACGGAAGAAAUGAAGCUGAAAUUGUCCUCGCAGCCCUUGUACCUGGAGGAGUUUCAGGACAGCCCGGUGCCUAUGGAGGACUUGCACGUGCGCCUGGACUCCCUGUGGAAGGACAUUUCCCGCAGCCUGAGCGAGCAGAGCGCCGACAGCCAGUGACGGUGGGGCCACCGCCACGUCCCCCCCGUCUGCUCG
Molecule: messenger RNA, 1311 nt
Organism: Dromaius novaehollandiae (emu)
Lineage: Eukaryota; Metazoa; Chordata; Aves; Casuariiformes; Dromaiidae
Gene: APOA5
Product: apolipoprotein A5
Exons: 3
Coding region: 184-1275 (363 amino acids)
Biological process (GO): very-low-density lipoprotein particle remodeling; cholesterol homeostasis; lipoprotein metabolic process
Cellular component (GO): high-density lipoprotein particle; extracellular region; chylomicron
Molecular function (GO): phosphatidylcholine-sterol O-acyltransferase activator activity; phospholipid binding
Source: RefSeq, a predicted model, not a curated record